AUGGAGUUUAAUACAAGAGCGCAUGGAGCGACGUGGCGAUGGCCUCUACUGCUAUCUGUCGUGCUUCUGAACAUCUGUUUGCCGAGUCUCGUGUAUGCUUAUGGAGUAAUAUUAGUACAUUUAGAUGAAUUUCACGUGCCGAUAUGGGUCGGUCUCUCAACUCCUACAAUUUAUAUACUCAUCUACAACUUUACACAAUGUUGGUUCCGAGAAGCAGCAGACUCCUGGGGUGGAGCGGUCGGGUACCGUGUGAUGGCGACACUAGGCCUUGCUAUGGUGGUGGCUAGCCUUCUCAUCUGCGCGUUUAUUCCUUUCCAUCUACAGCCACUUGUUUAUGGAAUACUUGGAGGUCUCGGAUCAUCACUCAUAUCAGCUCAAGUAGAUGCAGUAGUAUUCGAUACUUAUGAUUCACGAUUAGGAAUUAUUCGCGGUGUAUGUUUCGCUGGUCAAGCAGUGGGUCAAGCAAUGUUCCCUCAUAUCAUAGUAGCACUAAUAGAUGCAUAUGGAUACUCCUACUCAUACAUAGUUCUCGCCGGUAUAAUACUUCAAACAUUACCAGCGAUUCUAUUACUAAGAGUCGAUGAAAGCAUACAAAGACCAAUUUCCUACUCCAGAUACAGUGACUUGGCGAAAACAUACGCUGUCUUCAGUAACGAAGGGAUGGAUAAGAAUUUCUAUACGAAUGAAUUGCCACUACAUGAUUUGAGCCAAAAAUAUUGGAAAAGUCCAGAUGACAAUCUGCAUAAAGAACCAGAUUUCUCAGAGGACUUUGAAUACGAUGAUGAUGUAGUCGCUACAAUUACUCCACCACCUAGUCCAGAGGAGAAAAGGAAAAAUAUAUUUGGUGUUGAAAUACUUCCAGAAAUACCGGAAGAGAGUGAAGAGAGCGAAUGCGAGGAAGAAGAAAAAGAUGCGAGUGUGAACAAAAAGCGACUCAGUGUCGCUAUCAAGAGACUGAGUACAUUAGGCGAUAGUUUUGACGAUUGUAUCAGUAAGCAAAUAAGACGAGACUCACAACCUGAUGGUAUCGAACACAAGGAUUAUACUGAAGUAGAAGUGACAUACGAUAAUGUAUCACCAGUAACAGAUAUUCAAAGAGAGAAAAUAUUUAAUUCAUUUAGUUUUCGUUGUCAGUCCGCCUAUGCUAGUAUGCGAAGAAGGAUGUGGAUGCCGUCUUAUAGAAUUUAUACGAUACGAAGAAGACUAACAUUUUUCAUGUACAAUAUCAACGAUACGUUUAUAAAACCACUGACAAGAUCAUUGUCAUGUUGGAAGUUCUAUCCUUCGUUAUUGUUGUAUUUCGCUAGACUGAGUUUAACGUCUGUAGCAAUGGUGUCACUAUCGAAGAUAGCUUCUGAAAUGCAUCCCAGGAUAGCAAUAUCUGAUGCGAAUUUCCUGAUGACACUGUAUGGUUUCACUUGGAUAUGUUUCCUGUUAAGUACACCAUGGCUCGCACAAACGCCUAAACGAAAUUUCAAGUAUGUUGCUCUAGCCGGCGUGGUUAUAUCCACGUUAGGAUGCUUUGUUUUAGCAGAAGCAGACAACCAUGACUCAUUCUCAAUCGGUUGUGUAAUAGCUGGCUUUGGCUAUGGUGCCGUUUCAUGUUGCUGGGAGACAGCAGUGCAAGACUUCGUUGGCGCAAGAAAAUGGCCGAAACUCCAUAGCCCUCUGGAAACGAUCUCGGGUACUCUACUAGCUGUGUUUGUUGUAGGAAUAUCUUUCAUAGUCGACGAAGACAGAGGUUUACAGACCGCCAUGUUCAUUUUAGCCAUAACAUUAUCCGUUAUUAGUUUUAUAUGGUUGAUCAUAUCGAUCUGUUACAUUUAUGUGACCAAAUUAAAAUCUGUCAGGAUAGGUAAACGUUGGCUAUUUUGA
Molecule: messenger RNA, 1875 nt
Organism: Spodoptera littoralis (African cotton leafworm)
Lineage: Eukaryota; Metazoa; Arthropoda; Insecta; Lepidoptera; Noctuidae
Source: the annotation of a GenBank genome assembly